Molecule: messenger RNA, 1707 nt
Organism: Ustilago hordei
Lineage: Eukaryota; Fungi; Basidiomycota; Ustilaginomycetes; Ustilaginales; Ustilaginaceae
Exons: 1
Coding region: 1-1707 (568 amino acids)
Biological process (GO): actin cortical patch localization; endocytosis; actin filament organization
Cellular component (GO): actin cortical patch
Molecular function (GO): phosphatidylinositol binding; ubiquitin binding
Source: RefSeq, a predicted model, not a curated record
AUGCUCAAGGAGCUCACCGACCAGGCUCAGGGCUUCAUGGGAAGCCGCAAGCCCUUCACUGCUGUCACCGACUGGAUCGAUCGACUCUGCACCCAACGAUACGCUGAAGAAGAAUACGAUGGAAUCCCCGAACUCGUCGAAGCUAUCAACUUGCAAUCUACCGGUCCCGCCGAAGCGAGCCGUGCACUCCGCAAGAAGCUCAAGUACUCGAAUGUGCACGGACAAAAACGUGCACUCGUUAUCCUCAAAGCCCUCGUCGAGAACUGUGGUCAGCGUUUCCAGACUACUUUCGCCAACGAUCAGCUCGUGGACCGUAUCAAGAUCAUGUCCCAGGAUCAGCUCGUCGAUGUCUCGGUUCGUAAGCUCUUGAUGAGAGUGCUGCUCUCGUGGCAUCAGCAGUUCAAGGAUGAUCCAUCCAUGAAGAUGGUCGCUGGUCUCUACCAGGCUUGUGGAGGUGGUAAAAAAUCUGAAGCGCAACGGAAGAGCCAGGCUGCUGAAGCCUAUCGUAAGCUGCAGGAGAAGCAACGUAUCGAGGCACAGAUUCGAAGUGACCGUAAAGCUGCCGAACAACUCCAAAAGGAAGAGGAGAAGAAGAGCAAGCUGCGCAGACAGAAAGGUGGAAAGCGACCGACAUUCAACUUCGAACAGGAGAAGCCCGCAAUCUUGCAAUCGCUUGCCAUCUCGCAACAAGUAGCCACAGCUCUAGUCAACGCUCUGCAACACGUCAACCGUGAAAAGGAGAGUGUCACUCAGAACGCACGUGUCCAGGACUACCUCGUCAAGACCAAGGUGGAGCGAAAGAAGAUCAUCCGAUACGUUCAGCUGGUCAAGGAUGAAGAGUUUCUUGGAUCGCUCAUCAACGCCAACGACCAGAUCAUCUUGGCGCUCGAGCUCUACGACCAUCUCUCGAAACCUGUCGAACUCGACUCGGACGAUGAAGAGCCGCUUGCUGCCAUUUCAGGCUCAGGACAGACUGCCGAGCAGAAGACUGCCGCAAGGAUUGCAGCAGACGAUGCCGAGAUCGAGUUGGUGCGCAAGAGGAUUGCCAAGGCACGUCUCGAUGCUCCCGACAGCGAGCUGGAAAAGCUACAGACACGACAGAGGGUGCGUAUUGAACGUCACAACUCGCGUGUUGGAAGCAUGCGCAGCUUUGACAUGAGUCCAGAGGCCACUGGUGCUGGGCCUAGCGGCGGUGCUCAGCGCGGUGGUGGCGGUGGUGCGAUGAACGACCUGAUUGAUCUCGAUUUCCAAGAAGACCAAGCUGGAGGCUAUCUGCAUCCACAAUCGCAAGGACAGCAGAGUGGACACGGCCGACGUGGAAUGAUGGCCAGCGAAGCAGCAGGAAGCAGUACUCAGCACGGCGCUCUGUCCGACUACAGCGACUACGAGUCGGAAGACUCAGCGGAUGCACAUCAUUCGGGUCAACAGGCGCCUGGACGGGCUCGCCAACUUGCAGCUACAUCUUCACGACCCGAAGGCGCUUCGUGGUCCAACCUGAACGAUUCGGAUGAGGAGGAAUGGUUGCGCACUACGCAAAACCACCGACCCAGCAUUGGUCCCGGCUUCAGCUGGAACGAGGAUGAAGAUGCUGAUGAUGAUCCGUUUGCUGAUCCUUUUGCGGAUGCCAACAAUGCCGCGGCUUCAGGAAGCGGUUGGGGUAUCGAGCGACCGCAGAACCAGCCUCGUAAGGAGUGGGGGGUGGUGUAA